GGGCUAUGCGUGGUGGGAAGGGGCGGGAUUCUGCCGCCGCGGCUGCCGCUGGAGCCGGUGUCCGGGCUGGUGAUGGGGUUAAUUUCCUUUCGUAAGACUCUUACUUGUACCCACCCAGACCCGCCGUCGCCCUGCCGCGCCGCGCUCCAACCGCCUCCUCCUCAGUAACGCGGGCCGCUGAAAAAUAUGAUAUAUUUGGUCAAAGGCAGUUCAUUUCAGUCCAGGAAUCUACAGUGGUGACAAGGACAUGGGACUCCUCCUGCCAGAUUACAGAUGGUUCAAUACAAUUGACAUCCUGGCUGACAGCUGUGGGAAGGAACCUUGGGUUAUUUUAUUUUAUUUUUGUGGAACACCACAAUCCCAAAUCAAUAGGACACAUCAGGCUUCAAGUUCCCUGUAGAAUUCUGAAGUAACCUUUGCUAAUGAGGAUGUCUGAUACUAUUGCUAUAAAAGAUGAAACUGAAACAAUGAAGGAUUUGGAGACAGGAAUGAAAGAUACAACCACAGUUGAAAAUCUUAUCAAAUCAGAAAACUAUGGAAAGAUUUUGGCAGAAAAGAAUGAACGCUAUAUUGACAACAAUAUUGAUUUGCAGCGGCCACUGCAGUCAUUUGGACAGACAGGAAAAAGGUCUAAGUCAAGCUCAAAGUUAAAGCUAGUUCGGAGCCUUGCAGUGUGUGAAGAAUCUCCACCACCCCCUGCAGCAGAGAUAUCACAGGAGAAACAGGAAAGAAUUCAGAUCCAGUUAACACAAUCAUUUGAAAAAGACGAGAAGCCCUCAAAAGAUGAAGCAGAAAAAGAAAGAGCCAGUGAUAAGUUGCCCAGAAAAAUGUUAUCAAGAGAUUCCAGUCAAGAAUACACUGAUUCAACUGGCAUAGAUCUACAUGAAUUUUUAGUAAAUACAUUAAAAAACAAUCCCAGGGACAGAAUGAUGCUGCUGAAAUUGGAGCAAGAAAUUUUAGAUUUCAUUGGUAAUAAUGAGUCUCCACGUAAAAAAUUCCCCCCAAUGACAUCUUACCAUAGGAUGCUAUUGCACAGAGUAGCUGCUUACUUUGGAUUAGACCACAACGUUGAUCAGAGUGGAAAGUCUGUCAUAGUAAACAAAACUAGCAAUACAAGAAUACCUGAUCAGAAAUUUAAUGAACAUAUUAAAGAUGACAGAGGUGAAGAUUUUCAGAAACGAUAUAUCCUUAAAAGAGAUAACUCUAGCUUUGACAAAGACGAUAACCAGAUGAGAAUACGAUUGAAAGAUGACAGAAGAAGCAAAUCCAUAGAAGAAAGGGAGGAAGAGUACCAGAGAGCUAGAGACAGAAUAUUUUCCCAAGAUUCCCUGUGUUCUCAAGAGAAUUAUAUUAUUGACAAAAGAAUCCAAGAUGAGGAUGCUAGUAGUACCCAGCAGAGGCGCCAGAUAUUUAGAGUUAACAAAGAUGCUUCAGGAAGAUCAACAAAUAGUCAUCAAAGCAGCACUGAGAAUGAGCUGAAAUACUCUGAACCUCGACCAUGGAGCAGCACAGAUUCAGAUAGCUCCCUGAGAAAUUUGAAGCCUGCUGUAACCAAAGCCAGCAGUUUUAGUGGAAUCUCAGUCCUGACAAGAGGUGAUAGUUCUGGAAGCAGCAAAAGCAUAGGCAGGCUUUCUAAAACAGGUUCCGAGUCUUCUGGCAGUGUAGGGUCGUCUACGGGCUCGCUCUCUCACAUCCAGCAGCCUCUCCCGGGCGCAGCUCUCAGCCAGUCCGCUCAUGGCGCACCUGUCGUCUUUCCAGCCGUCAGCACCCAGAGUUCUCUCUCCUUCGAUGGUGGCCUGAAUGGGCAAGUCACAUCUCCUAGCGCUAGCUUCUUCUUGCUUCCUUUGGAAGCGGCAGGCAUACCACCUGGCAGUAUUCUGAUCAACCCACAAACAGGUCAGCCCUUCAUAAACCCAGAUGGGAGUCCAGUCGUGUAUAAUCCUCCUAUGACUCAACAGCCCGUUAGAACCCAAGUGCCUGGACCUCCACAGCCACCUCUGCAACUCCCACCACCUCAGCAACCAGCAGCUAAUCACAUUUUCUCACAGCAGGAUAAUCUUGGUUCUCAGUUCAGCCACAUGAGUCUUGCCCGCCAGCCAUCUGAUGGUUCUGACCCGCACGCCACCAUGUUCCAGUCUACUGUUGUUCUUCAGUCUCCGCAGCAGUCUGGUUAUAUCGUGACCGCAGCGCCUCCACCACACCCUCCUCCUCCACCACCUCUGCCACCUCCUCCUCCUCCUCCUCCCCUCCCGCCUGGGCAGCCAGUCCCUACUGCCGCCUAUUCUGCCACUGGUCAUCCUGUCAGCCAGCCUGUGCUCCAGCAGCAGGGAUACAUUCAGCAGCCCUCACCACAGAUGCCAGCCUGUUACUGUGCUCCAGGCCACUAUCACUCCAGUCAACCUCAGUUCCGCCCUAUCCCUUCUGUCCAUUACAGUUCACAUCUAAACCAACCACUGCCACAGCCUACGCAGCAAACAGGUUAUCAAGUUAUGGCCAACCAGCAGCAAAACUACCAAGGAAUAGUUGGAGUUCAGCAGCCCCAGAGUCAGAGCCUAGUCGGAGGCCAACCCAACAGCAUUGGAAAUCAGAUUCAAGGAGUGGUCAUCCCCUAUCCUACAGUGCCAUCAUAUCAGGUUUCACUGCCUCAAGGUUCUCAAGGAGUAGCCCAUCAGACUUACCAACAGCCUGUUGUGUUCUCUAGUCAGUCUAACCAAGGAUCUGUGCCCACAGCAGGAAUGCCAGUGUACUACAGUGUCAUUUCACCUGGCCAACAGAACAAUUUAAGCUCCGCGGUGGGUUACCUGCAGCACCCAGGAUCGGAAGUGCAGUUCCCCCGAGCUCCUUCACCGUGCGGUUCUCAGCAGCUUCAAGGCCACCAGUGUGCGGCUGUGCCGCCAGCGCCACCUGGUGGAGGAAUGGUGAUGAUGCAGCUCAGUGUACCAAACAAUCCACAGUCUGGUGCCCACUCACCCCCUCAGUGGAAACAAAAUAAAUACUACUGUGACCACCAGAGAGGGCAGAAGUGUGUCGAAUUUAGCAAUGUAGACAAUAUUGUCCAGCACAGCCCUCAACUCAGCAGUCCCAUUGUUUCACCAGCUCAGUCACCGACACCAGCUCAGCUCUCCACCCUGAAAACCAUCCGUCCCUCUGGACCACCACUUUCCAUCAUGCCCCAGUUUUCUAGAACUUUCGUCACCGGGCAGGGAGAUGCCAGGUACCCAUUACUUGGCCAGCCACUGCAGUACAGCCCUCCUGCUGUUAUGCACGGACACAUUCCAAGCCAACAGGGUCAGUCUGGCAGCAGACACGGAAACCGAGGAAGGAGGCAAGCUAAGAAAGCCGCAUCCACGGACCUUGGAGCAGGAGAAGCAGUCGCUGGGAAAGUCUUGGAAAUUACUGAACUACCAGAUGGAAUAACGCGCGUGGAAGCCGAGAAACUUUUUGGGGAACUCUUCAAAAUUGGCGCCAAGAUCCGAUGGCUCCGGGACCCCCAGUCGCAGCCCCAGCUGCGUCGCCACGCCCUCUGCUGUGGCGGCGGGGACAGCACUGUCAACCCUGAGCGCUCUAAACCCAGUGACUUGGCCUCCACGUACACUGUCCUAGCCACAUUCCCCUCCAUUUCAGCUGCACAAAAUGCACUGAAGAAACAAAUUAACUCGGUUAACAAGUUUAAGCUGAGAACAAGCAAGAAGCACUAUGACUUUCACAUUCUGGAAAGGGCAAGUUCUCAGUAACACAGCCACCUUGGGACCCUGUACCUCUGUGAUCGUCCUGCCCUCUCCCUUCUCUGAUUGGCUUGGCGUUUGGAGCUCCUGUUAACAUUUAGAGACUCCUAGGAUGUGUGGUCAUGGCGUUAGAGCUGUUGGAAAAAGGCCAGUGAUCCAGCAAAGGGGAAAAAGAGAUACACGUUUUACCCUACUGAUUAUAGGAAUCCACCAGAAUGAUACAGAAUCAGCAGCUUUUUCUGAGGAAAUGCUGCUCAAAUGCCUCCUAACUUUUAUAGUUAUUUUGUUUUAUAGUUCUGAAUUCUUGUAUCAGAUCCAAAGCUCUAUUGUACAGCAAAUUAUUCUUCAAAAUUACUAUAACCAGUUUCAACCUGUAUUUCUUUUUGCAGCCGGCACAGUGUGAGCCAACUUAGGGUUUGAGGGGGAGAGUGCAGGCGUGGGGUAACCGAGUCAGAAACCGCGUACCAUUCUUCUGGAGCGCUGAGGGCACUAAAAGCCCACAAGUAGAAGAUGACUUCCCCUGAAUCUCUAAACAUAGAAGCGUUUUCCAGAAAAUACAGAACUCCCCCAUAGGGUCCUUUCCUUACUCAUUUAGGUAGUAUGAACGUUACGUGUGAAGUAAAUUAUGUUCUUAAUGCUCUUAAUGAACCACUUAAAUUCAGAGGGGAAUAGGAAUCAUCCAAGCCAGGAAAACACGCUCACUGUUUCUAAGCGUCCCGCCAAUAACUCAUUGCCACUUAUUUGAAUUCCCCUCCUUGUGGAUUUCUUGUCACCUAACGAAAUACAUUUGACGAGUGCUGGAGACUUCUUAAGUGGUUUAGAAUUGUUUCCAUUGUUUGCAGAUUACUGGACAUCCAAGAUUCAUUGCACUUACGAACAAAGAACCUUCUUUUCAAUUUCUGUGUAAUUUGCAAGGCUGUACAAUGUGUACUGAUGCAAGCCUUUUUCAGUUCAAGAGAAUAAAUGUUUACAAAUUUAGGCCUA
Chinchilla lanigera (long-tailed chinchilla) is the source of this 4709-nucleotide messenger RNA. It is a transcript of the gene R3hdm1, whose product is annotated as R3H domain containing 1. The record is from RefSeq and is a predicted model, not a curated record. NCBI's taxonomy places the organism in Eukaryota, Metazoa, Chordata, Mammalia, Rodentia, Chinchillidae. The transcript has 26 exons. Gene Ontology annotation, molecular function: nucleic acid binding. Bases 423 to 3734 code for a protein of 1103 amino acids.